Ornithodoros turicata is the source of this 651-nucleotide messenger RNA. Its product is annotated as keratin-associated protein 6-2-like. The coding region runs from base 16 to 501 and encodes 161 amino acids. Lineage: Eukaryota; Metazoa; Arthropoda; Arachnida; Ixodida; Argasidae. The transcript is spliced from 3 exons. The record is from RefSeq and is a predicted model, not a curated record.
ACGAAGUAUUCCACGAUGAACGCCCUGGUCGCUGCUACCUUCCUCGCCCUCGUGGCCGCCGUCUCUGCCGGAGGAUUUCCCCCCGCCCCAUCUGCCUACGCUGCUGGCGUCUAUGGUCCAUCCAUCGGCUCCUAUGGCUUCGGUGCUAGAGCCUACCAGCCAGCUGGCUACGACCUCCAGACCCGCUACAGCGGUGGUGUCGGCGCUGUUGGUUAUGGCGUUGCCCACGGUGCUGGCUACGCCGCUGGUCUUGGCUACGCUGGUCUCGGUUACGGCUACGGUCUUGGCCACGCUGGUCUAGGCUAUGCUGGUCUCGGCUAUGCUGGUCUCGGCUAUGCUGGUCUCGGCUACGCUGGUCAUGGUUACGGCCUUGGCUACGGCUACGGCGCCGGCUACGGUCUUGGCUACGGUGGUCUUGGCUACGGUGGUCUUGGCUAUGGCUACGGCGCCGGUUACGGUCUUGGCCUCGGCUACGCAAAGCACGCCAAGGUUGUUGUGUAAAUGGCUCCGCCAAAGAACUUAAGUUAUUUCUCGUACACCCGCAACCACAAUGCAAGGGAACAGCCGAACAUCGAGGCUGCCGUCGAAAGGUGUGACUCUCCGCAGAAAUGUGGAUUCGUACACAAGCAAUAAAGCAAGCCUUUAAGUACA